UCCGGCAAAAACGCCUUCCACAUCCAGCCUGUCCGCUCUAUGUUGACCAGCGGCACCCUCGUCAAUCUCGUCUCCGAUUCCGUCCGCUCCUCUCCACCGAAAAACAGCUGUAUCGCCAACAUUCCGACCACCUUCAGCUCCCGAAACUCGUGCCUGCUCGCUCCGAUCGCCACGUGGUGCGCUAUGUUCCCGCCGGCGCUGUCCCCGGCCAGAAAACACUGCCCGAGAUUCGAGCCCUCGAACAAGCUACUUUGACUGUCUUCGAUGAACUUGAGGACUUCGAAACCAUCGUCGUACUGGCACGGAUAUCGAUGCUCCGGCGCGAGGCUGUAGUUGACGGAGACGACGACGGCGGGGAGCUCGCGAGCGAGGCGUUGACAGAAGUCGUCGUAGGGUUCAAGAGAGAGAGAGGGAGGACUAAGGAGAGAUGUUCAAGAAGGGAGUGGAAGCUCGGUCGCACCAGAGGCUGUCAGGGGCUGACAGGAAGAAGCUCAAGAGGACCGUCAAGGAAAGAUUUCCCAGAGCUUCCGACACCGAUGUUGAUGCUUUACUCCCUCCCAAGGUGGAGAUAAAGGUUUCAAAGUAUCAAAAUUGAGUCCUUGUAUAUGGCAUAGAGGGAGGCUUUCCUAUGUUUUUUGAUAUUGAUGGGCGUGGCAAAGAAAUUUUUUCCCACAGUUUAUGCCCUCUGGAAGGUCCCUGAUAUCUUACCUUCUUUCAUGCUGAAAGGGGGAGAGGUUUCUCAAUAUGUUAUUGGAGGGGCGGAUUUGAUGUUUCCUGGUAUCAGCAUACCUGCUGAAGGUCUACCACCAUUUAUAGCUGCGGAAGCAUGGGCUGUUAAAGUUCCAGGAAAUCCAGCUCCCAUUGCUGUGGGAACUACUGGUAUGAUCUUCACUGAAGCAUUAAAAGCUAGGUUGCGUGGAAAAGCCUUAAAAAUUGCUCACUAUUAUGGUGACUUACUUUGGCAAGUAUCUGUGGGAAUUGACAUAGAGAUAUGAAUCUUAUGAUUGACACAUAGAAAACCUCUGUUGGUUAACAUUGUUGUGGAAUUUUUUUUUUUUUUUUUUUUGGAGAAUCUGUUGUGGGCCCCAGCUGACUUGGAUCGCAUUGACCGACUGGUAAAGUCUGAAGACCGGAGUCUCCUCCUGCUAAAAGUCUUCACGAUCUAGAUCUAUCCUCACCCAUUUCUUUCAGCCAGUCUCUCUAAUCUCACUAAAUCUACACUUGUCGAUCUUAGUCUGGUCCUUGCUUGCUUCUCGAUCUUGUUAUAUUUUCUGUUCAAGACUUCAAGUUGCUGCUACAGUGCUACGUGAUUCCCAUAUUUGAACACUGAACCGCAACUUCAAAUUGACCCCAAACUCAGGACAGUAGGUUCAAUUGGAAAUGAGCACAGAGAGCUCUUCACCUCCUCGGUGGAAAUAUGAUGUCUUUUUGAGUUUUAGAGGCGUGGAUACUCGAAAGGCUUUUACAGACCAUUUAUACACUGCAUUGGACCAUCAAGGAAUCACAACUUUCAGGGAUGAUCCUGAACUUCACAAAGGGGAAGCUAUUUCUCCAGCACUUUCUGCUGCAAUUGAAGAAUCAAGAUUUGCCCUCAUUGUUCUCUCACAAAAUUAUGCAUCGUCAACGUGGUGCUUAGAUGAACUUGUAAGAAUUAUUGAAUGCAUGAAAGUAAGAGAAACAGUGCUGCCAAUAUUCUAUUACGUUGAUCCCUCUGAUGUACGAAAGCAAACAGGGAGUUUUGGAGAAGCCUUUGCUAAUCAUGAAGAAAGGUUUAGGGAUGACAAAGAAAAAGUGCGAAGGUGGAGAUAUGCUUUAACUGAAGUGGCAAGUUUCUCUGGGUGGAAUUCAAAGGAAUGGUAUGAAUCAAAGCUCAUUAGAGAUAUUGUUGAAGUAAUAUGGACAAAACUGCAACCUACAUCAUUCAGUUAUGCAGAAAAUCUAGUUGGAAUUUACUCAAGAUUGCAGCCAGUCAAUUUGCUUUUAGGUGCAGGGGUGGAUGACGUCCGCUUCAUUGGGAUAUGGGGAAUGGGCGGGAUUGGUAAGACAACUAUGGUAAGAGCGGUGUAUGAGAGAAUCUCUUGUCAAUUUGAAUUUAGUUUCCUUCUUACCGAUGUUAGAGACUCUGUUGAAAAAAGUGGUCUACUUAAUCUACAAAAGCAACUUCUCUCUGGGAUUUGGACAAAAAAGGCAGACAUAUCAGACCUUCAUGAAGGAGCCACCAUAAUAAGGAGGUUGUUAGGUCACAAAAAAGUUCUUCUCAUUCUUGAUGAUGUGACCCAUUUAAGCCAUUUGAAAUAUUUGGCAGGAAACCAAGAGUGGUUUGGUUCAGGGAGUAGAGUUCUCAUCACAACUAGAAAUGAGCAUUUAUUGAUCGAACAUGGAGUGGAGAGAAGAUUGAAGGUUGAGGAACUUAAUGAUGAGGAUUCUCUUCUGCUUUUCAGCCGGAAAGCAUUCAAAAAAGGUUGCCCUGAAGAAGAUUUUCUUGAUUUGUCUAAAUCUUUCAUAAAUUAUGCCAAAGGUCUCCCUUUAGCUCUUAAAGUACUGGGCUCUUUUUUGUAUGGAAGAGAUCUAAGUGAAUGGAACAGUGCAUUGAGAAAACUAAGAACAGUUUGUAACUUGGAAAUUUUUGACAUACUUAAGACUAGCUACGAUGGUCUAGAUGAUGAAGAGAAGAAAAUAUUCCUAGACAUUUCAUGCUUCUUUUGUGGAGAAGAAAAAGAUCGAGUAACAAAAGUACUGAUCAGUUGUGAUGUUUCUGCGAUUAUUGGAAUAAAAGUUCUUACCGAAAGAUCUCUCUUGACUGUUUUGCAUGGAAGACUAUGGAUGCACGAUUUGCUCCAAGAAAUGGGUCGGGAAAUUGUCCGCCGGGAAUCUACUAAUGAGCCAGGCAGGCGCAGUAGGUUAUGGCUUUUUGAAGACGUCAAGCAUGUCUUGACCAAAAAUACUGGAACAGAAGCAAUAGAAGGCAUUAUUCUGGACUCAACUGAGCUUGGAGUAACGCUGAGGGUAAAUGCUAAAUCCUUUUUGAUGAUGAACAGAUUGAGGUACCUUGUCAUUAAGAAUGGGAACCUACCGAAUGGGCUUGAAUGUCUUCCUGAUAGUUUACGGAUUCUUAACUGGACCGGGUAUCCCUCGAAAUCUCUCCCGUUGCAUUUCAACCCUGAGAAGCUACUAGAACUUAACAUGUGCCAUAGUUGCAUUGAACAUUUUCCGUUGAAAAUAGAGCCUUCAGACAAUCUGAAAACCGUUAGACUCAGCAACUCAUUGAAUCUUGUCAACACCCCAAACUUUAAAGAUAUGCCAAAUCUUGAGGUUCUGUUUCUAGAUGGUUGUACAAGAUUAUAUGAGGUUGACCCAGGAGUUGAAGUGCUUGGAAAACUUACGAUGCUGAACUUAAAAGAUUGCAAGAAUCUCGUGCAUUUUGCAAGCAGCGUGUGUGGCUUAAAAUCUCUCAAAGUUCUUAAUCUUUCUGGUUGCUCAAAGCUUAAAAAACUACCGAAUGACAUGGGUCAUUUAGAAAGUUUGGUCGAGGUUGAUGCAAGUGGAACUUCUAUACGAGAACUACCCUGCUCUAUUGGCAUGCUUGAAGGACUUGUUUCUAUGUCCUUGAGAGAUUGCAAUCAUCUGGUGUGUCUUCCAAGCAGUGUAGGUGGCUUAAAAGCUCUCAAAUGUCUCAAUCUUUCUGGUUGCUCAAAGCUUGAUAAAUUGCCCGAUGAGUUGGGUCUUGUUGCAUGUUUGGAGAAGCUUGAUGUGAGUGGAAGUGGCAUAGGAGAAGUGCCCUCCUCUGUUGGUCUUUUGAAAAACCUCAAAGAAUUAUCUCUUCGUGGAUGUAAGGGACGGUCACGUAAAUCAUGGAAUAUGAUGUUCAACCGUUUUCAGUUAUUCCAACAGUUAUUCCGAAAAAGAAGUCACAUUCCGGCAGGAUUGUCGUUGCCCAGUUUGUCUGGUUUGCAUUCAUUAACCCACUUGGAUCUAAGUGACUGCAAUCUUUCUGAAAUCCCCGGUGAUAUUGGAUGCUUGUCCUUGUUAACAUAUUUAUAUAUGAGCAAUAAUCAAUUUGUUAGACUACCUGAGAGCAUCGGCCAACUCUCUAGACUUGAAGUUCUUCACUUGGAUUGGUGCCGCAAGCUUCAGACAUUGCCAGAGCUUCGAACUGGUUUAUGGGUAAACAUCAGCAACUGCAUUUCAUUAGACACAUUGUCCAAUCAAAUAGGAAGAGUGUCGAGUGUUAACUGUUUCAAAAUGGUGGAGAAUGAAAGCUGUAAGAGUACAGCACUUUCAUUGCUAACACGCUACAUGAAGUUUCAACAUUGGACUUCUUCCGGAUAUACCCGUAAAUUCAGUAAUUUUCACUUUGUUGCUCCUGGAGAUGAAAUUCCAAAGUGGUACAAUCACCAGAGUAUGGGGUCUUUGAUGACUGUAGAGUUGCAUCCGGGUUGGUUUACUAACAAGUGGAUCGGGUUCGCAUUCUGUGUCGUUUUUAGAAUCUUCAAAGCACCCCCGCCUUUGCUUUGGCGGGACACUUAUUGCUCAUUGAAGGCCAACGGAAAAUCCUGUGGUUAUGUUUCUCUAGGUUUUGGGGGAAAGUCGGGUCAACCAAUGUCGGAUCACAUUUGGUUCGGCUGUUGGUACCGCGAUCAUAACUUUCAUUCUCAUGAGUGGCAGGAUAUCUACUAUCAGCUUGAAUUCUCAUUUGAAUUGGUCGAUGGAGAAAAGGAUAUGGAUUUCUUUUUUACCGAAGUCCACAGUGCAAUGGAUGGGGAAGUGAAGAAGUGUGGGGUCCGCAUGAUAUAUGAGGAAGAUGUGGAGGAGCAGGGAAAUACCAAGCGAGGCCUUCAACACUACGAUGAUGAUGAUGCAGCAUCUAGUAGUACUGCAACUGGUUCAAGUCAGGAAGAGGAAGAAGAACCUCAUCCAAAAAGAUUUAAACGACUCGAGCUUGACGGUGCAGGACCUAGUGACCAGAAACAUGAUUAAAGCAUUUUUUUUUUUUUUUUGUGAAAAUUUCUUCUUGUC
This is a messenger RNA of Rosa chinensis, 5016 nucleotides long. RefSeq names its product TMV resistance protein N. The record is from RefSeq and is a predicted model, not a curated record. The coding region runs from base 1381 to 4977 and encodes 1198 amino acids. NCBI's taxonomy places the organism in Eukaryota, Viridiplantae, Streptophyta, Magnoliopsida, Rosales, Rosaceae. Gene Ontology annotation, biological process: defense response; signal transduction. Gene Ontology annotation, molecular function: ADP binding; protein binding. The transcript is spliced from 9 exons.